This is a messenger RNA of Trichoderma virens Gv29-8, 843 nucleotides long. RefSeq lists its product as uncharacterized. The transcript is spliced from 3 exons. NCBI's taxonomy places the organism in Eukaryota, Fungi, Ascomycota, Sordariomycetes, Hypocreales, Hypocreaceae. Gene Ontology annotation, biological process: dephosphorylation. The record is from RefSeq and is a predicted model, not a curated record. Gene Ontology annotation, molecular function: phosphoprotein phosphatase activity. Bases 1 to 843 code for a protein of 280 amino acids.
AUGUCCGCACCAUACAUCUCCAUUCCAGGAGUGCCCAACUUUCGCGACAUCGGUGGCACUCCCAUCGCCUCGCAGCCAGGAAAGGAGGUUCGGCGCAAUAUCGUCUUUCGCUCAGCCAGGCCUACCAUGGCGACACCUAGAGGACGAGCAAAACUCCAGAUGCUUGCCAUUACUCACACGUAUGAUCUCCGCUCAACGCAGGAACUUUCUUCACAAUACUACGACCAACGCAAGGUGAUUUGGGCGGGCAUAACAACUCGAGCGUCAGUGCCAGUGUUCCGGCCUGAGGAAUACGCUCCAGACGCUGUUGUUGCGAGGUUCGAAAAACACGGGGCAAGUUGCGAGGGAUUUGCCCAGGCCUUCUCAGAGAUCCUCUUCUCGGCAAGCCAUGUCCAGAAUAAAGCGCGCCCAUUCGCAACAAUUCUUGAGCAUCUAUCCUCUGAUACUAAUGAACCGACUCCCAUGCUGAUUCAUUGCGACCUAGGAAAAGACAGGACGGGCGUCAUCUGCGCCUUGAUUCUAUCCCUCUGCAGCGUGAGCGACGAGGCCGUGGCCAAGAACUAUUCCCUCUCAGACGAAGAAUUGGCUCCGCAUCUUCCGUCACUUGCUGAUAAAAUUUCAGGGAAUCCAGCUUUUAAAGGCACUCGCAACGAUGCAGAGAUUUUGGUCCGAUCACGAAAGGAGAAUAUGCUGUGCUUCUUGAUGAAGCUUCGACAGAGGUACGGUUCGAUUGAGAAGUGUGUUAUCAAGCACAAUUUGCUCCAGGCUGAUAGCAUUGCUCGACUGAGGCGCAAUAUGAUUGUCGAUGCCUCUACGAACCACUCGAUCGUCGGUAAGCUAUGA